AUGCCGACCGGUCGCCUCAGCGAGUUGGAGGCGGCCAACAGUCUGAGCGGUCGGUCAGUGGUCGCCGAGCGCGAUCGGCGAGUCGAUUCGGAGGAGAAGUCGAGAGCGCUGGCGGCCACGAGUAGAGAUCGCAAGUCGCCUGGUCGUGAUCAUUACGAGUCGGUCGGGAAGAUGAGCACACGACUGUCAGAGCAGAUGAGGAAGAGGACAGAAGGCAGCAUGAACACGACUCCGGAGGCUGACGGUCUGGGCCGUCUAGCCGGAGCAGGAGCAGAAGAUGCGGUUGCGUUGAGAGGCAGAGAAGAGCCUGCAAAGCGAGACCGAUGGUUGGCGAAUCCGAGGGCCGAGAGGAGCAACCUGGAGCGCAUCCGACCGCAUCGACAGUCAGCGGCGAAGACGCUGGGUCGCGAAAGUUCCUUGGAAAUCGGUCCACGCGAGGAGGCCGCCGAAGUGACAGGACAGCUUGUCCGCCGAGAGGGCAUGGAUCUGUACGACCCGGUUACCGAGAGGCCAUACAUCCAGUGCACCAGCCGGUUGAUACAGAGAUGGAGGAAUAUGGAGGAUAGGUGA
Molecule: messenger RNA, 570 nt
Organism: Protopolystoma xenopodis
Lineage: Eukaryota; Metazoa; Platyhelminthes; Monogenea; Polystomatidea; Polystomatidae
Source: the annotation of a GenBank genome assembly